Molecule: messenger RNA, 1496 nt
Organism: Heteronotia binoei (common prickly gecko)
Lineage: Eukaryota; Metazoa; Chordata; Lepidosauria; Squamata; Gekkonidae
Gene: CCNI2
Product: cyclin I family member 2
Exons: 7
Coding region: 200-1291 (363 amino acids)
Biological process (GO): mitotic cell cycle phase transition; regulation of cyclin-dependent protein serine/threonine kinase activity
Cellular component (GO): cyclin-dependent protein kinase holoenzyme complex; cytoplasm; nucleus
Molecular function (GO): cyclin-dependent protein serine/threonine kinase regulator activity
Source: RefSeq, a predicted model, not a curated record
UACUAUGAUCCGCAGAGACUUUCCCUCCGCCUCAGUCGAGCCGUUGACUGCAAAAGUGGCGCCCCGCAGCAUGAAAGAAACAACAAAGCCGUGAAAGACAAAGUCCCUACUUAGCAGCCGAGCCUUUCUAAUGUCCUGCCCGCCCCCACCAGGGAGGUAGUGCUUCCAGCCAAGGAAACAGGCCUACUCAGUAGCCGCUAUGAAGUGCACAGGGCCUUCAAAGAGUGAGAAAAUUGCCUUUGUAUUGGAGUAUGCUCUAGCCAGGGAGGCAAAGAUUUGGAAAGUGCCCAUCUUCCAAGAUUUCACACUAAAGGGCACAGACAUUCCUCCAUCUUAUUAUGAGAAAGCUGUUUUGUGGAUUGGAGAAUUAAGCUCACUGUUUCAGUUUUGUCCUGGAACGUUUGCCUUGGCCACCAGUAUUCUGAACCGGUUACUGGCAUCAGUGAAGGCACAGUUAAAAUACCUCCAGUGCAUUGCGAUUGCUUGCCUGGUUGUUGCAGCCAAAAUCAAUGAAGAAGACGAGAUAAUACCAUCAGUAAAGAAGCUUGUAGUGCAGAGUGGCUGUAAAUGUUCUCCAGCUGAGAUUUUGAGGAUGGAAAGAAUUGUACUUGAUAAACUUCACUGGGAUCUUUACACAGCAACAUCAAUGGAUUUUUUAAACAUUUUCCAUGCCAUGGUGAUGUCCAAGUGGGCCCAUCUGCUACAUGGGCUUCCUCAGAGGAAUCCUUCCCGCCAUGCCGCAUUCUUGACCAAACAGCUGCAGCACUGCAUGGCGUGCCACCAACUGCUGCAGUUUAAGGGCUCCACAUUGGCUUUGGUGAUCAUUACCUUAGAGUUGGAGAGGCUGACUCCUGAUUGGUUUCCUGUGAUAACAGAUCUGCUAAAAAAAGCACAGAUUGACAGCACUCAGUUCAUCCACUGUAAAGAGCUUGUUGACCAGAAUCUCCAGUCUUUCCAACCAUUCAACGCUGUCUAUAUUUUCAACCCUGCAAGUCAAAACAUUCAGGCCCAUCUGGAUGAAAGUCUACCCUGCUGUUAUUCCAUGGUGAAGAAAUCAGUGCAAAUUAACCUACAAGCCAGAGGGAGCCAGGCAGUCCCAGCAGUUUUCACACCUCUCCAAGGCAGUGCUUAUGAAGACGAUAUGGAGACAGAUGAAUUCUAUGAUGGAUUCAAGUACUUAUACAAUGAAGAUGGGACCUCGGAGGCUGGACAAAGCAGCAAUGAUCAUCUGAGACAAAAAGAAAGUAGCCGUUUCUGUCCCCCAUUACAGCCCGCUCCUGAGAUUGACUAGUGGGGCGGGUGGUUGCUCUGUUAUAGCAAGGGACCAGCCAGUAUCCAAAGCUAUUUCUAGUAUAUCAAAGGAUAAUAAGAUGUAAAUAGAAAGCACUGCCCAUUUUGGAAUCCCAACUCCCCGCCUUUUAAAUUGCUUGUUACAAAACUGUACACUUUCAGGGUGGGUUGCUCUGGUGUAAUCAGAGUAUAAAGCUCACAAAGUA